Lichtheimia ornata is the source of this 1545-nucleotide messenger RNA. RefSeq lists its product as uncharacterized. Lineage: Eukaryota; Fungi; Mucoromycota; Mucoromycetes; Mucorales; Lichtheimiaceae. Bases 1 to 1545 code for a protein of 514 amino acids. The transcript has 5 exons. The record is from RefSeq and is a predicted model, not a curated record.
AUGCUGUCCAAUCUGUGGAAGGCACUAUGGGGCACCAAGCCCUCCAUCGAAGAAACACGCCAAGCCAUUGAAAGGGAUGCUCAACGACUCUCGCAAUUCCCCUGGAAACCUGAGAAUCAUGCGACGCUACGAUCGCCCACUCAAGAACAAAGAGAACGCAAUGUCACGCCUGUGUAUGGAUCAGGACACUCUUUUUCAGUGGUGCAAUCUCGCACGCUUCCAACAAUUUACCAAGAAGAUUCAUUGAACGAACGACAUAGCCAACCAACUGCCAGAUCGCUACCAAGAGUACGUUCACGCCGAGACGAAGAAGAAGACAAUGAACCCAAACGACGAAAAAGACGCAGAGGCGCAAAGAAGCAGCGUCAACAGCACAACAAUGAUAUCAUCGCCAUACCAUCAUCAUCUUCUUCUUCUGCAGUAUCCUUAUCAGCAGCACCUGAAGCACAACAGCAACAAGGUGAAACGACUGAUUUGGUUGAUGAUUCUCUUCCAGCUGAUGAUAACACGGCUUCGAUCGCUUCAUCCUCUCAUCCGCAACAACAACAACAACCCUCUACUGCAACACUAUCUCGUGAACCUGUCAUUUACCCACAACGUGACCUUCAUUCCAUACGUCCGUUUUCUACCAAUGAAACCGAGCUGAAACAUAUUAUUCGGGACAUGCUUAGGCCUGGCGUGUGGGAUACUUUGAGUGGAGAUAUCGUACAACAAUGGAUUGAAGUGCCCUAUGUACUCCCUUGUGCCGAGGAUCUCUUUGGCAGCCAAGGUCGACUGAUGCAACUGAUAAAGGAGAAAGCAACAGGCGUGGAGAUUACGGUUGAGUUUCCAAGGAUUGUGCUCAAGGGACCCCAAAUCAAAGUGAAUCGUGUUGCUGAUACCGUGGGCGCUCUUAUCACCCCGUUUGGAAGGAAAAAGCAAGGAUCCGUCAAUCUCUUGUGUACAGGCCCUCAAUUGGCGAGCAAGGUGGCAAAGUGGAAGGAACACGUUGGCGAUGUCAUUGAUGUACUUGUGAAGGAGGAUAUGGUGCGUAUUUCCAUUGCAUCUGUGGUCAUCAACAAGAACGCAAAGGUUACGUUGGAUCAAGUCAGAGAUGGCUUAUUGCAUCUUCUUGGAUCUCUCACCCCUGAGCAUCAACCUGAAUCCUUUAUCUGCAACGACUACCAGCUCUUGAGUCGCGAGGAAAGAAAAACAACCAUGAUCGUAUCCCCAGAUCAAAGGUUUGGAUUGGGCGAGUUCAUCGGUUAUAUGGCUGGUUACUUCGAACGAUGCCCUUCAAUGCACACCCCACACAGACCAAAGGUCACGGUUUUGAAAUCGAAGACCAGAAUGGUACCCAAGAACAAUCCACGACGAACCCGCAAAAUGAAGAAGGAGACCAUCCACCCUCCCAGCAACCUCAAAGAUAUGAUCCCUCCCGAAUUAUUGGACGACUUUUUUGGUCAUCUGGAUGUCGUUGGCGUGGACCUUACGUAUAUCUUCCGCCCCAGAAGAAUUGAACCUGUCGAAAUCCCUGUCACCUAUCAAGGUUUCCGCAUUUUUUAA